Molecule: messenger RNA, 3758 nt
Organism: Salarias fasciatus (jewelled blenny)
Lineage: Eukaryota; Metazoa; Chordata; Actinopteri; Blenniiformes; Blenniidae
Gene: uspl1
Product: ubiquitin specific peptidase like 1
Exons: 9
Coding region: 176-3406 (1076 amino acids)
Biological process (GO): protein desumoylation; Cajal body organization
Cellular component (GO): Cajal body
Molecular function (GO): SUMO binding
Source: RefSeq, a predicted model, not a curated record
GCCGGCGGCGGCCGGAAACACGACGUUUCAGACACGAAAAAGGUGCACAUGGGCUCCGGCACACGCAUAAAUAUAAGCAACCGUGCGUGGAUGGAUCCCCCAGAUGAGCAUCGGGAUAUUAAGUAUGAUAUGAUGUUGGUUUCGCUUCUUUGGAGGUGAGCCAGGUUGCGGUGACAUGGUAAUAUUUCUGGAAUGGCACCGGACAUCCUUGGACCCGAAGAGCAGCAGCAGUUUGCCAAUGUCUAGUGAAGGAACUGGUUUGGAGGCUUUGGCCUCACCACUGGCGGGGUAUUUGGAGAAAGUUCAGGCAAGAGCUGCUUCAUUGGAGUAUUGUCCUUGGUGCGCAGCAAAGGGCUCCACCUACGCUCUGCGCUCCUACCAUGUCAACUUGCAGGAGUCGAUCACCCUCUGCACAAACCCACAGUGCCUUUUCCCGUUGGUCACUCGCCCCUUGGAGGAUGUACUGGCCAGUUUGGAACCCGUGGAGUCCACGGUGGGAACUAAAAGAAAGACUACUCUGGAAGAAGAGGACGAGUUGAUCAAGCCUGCAACCAAACGUCUGCGAUCAACGCCACAAGAUGCUGCCAGUGUCCCCGUGGGCGCAGAAGAGAACGGCGCUGCUAGCGGCCAACAUGCACCGACUCUGAUAGACGAUGAGAAGAUCAAUGGAUCCCAAACUGAAUAUCCAGUUUCAGAAGCAACAGAACGGAAAUCACGAGUUAAUGGUACAGAUGCGGAGGAGGAUUCCGUCAGCGUUGCUCAAGAGGAGGGUCCUGCGCUUAAUGCAUGCCUGGUCUCGUUUGUGCGCUCAUCAGAAGGUUUGCAGACUGAUGAUGGGGUGGACGCUGCUGCCUCUCCUCCCUGUGGUGCAGUUGUCUCGUCAAAGAGUAACUUGUGUUCUCCCGAGCUCCCGGAUGGAUGCAACGAUCUGGGCUCUGCGCAGAAAUCACAGAUUGAAGAAAUCACCAUGUGUAAAGAAAUCAAACCAGAAGGAAAGGAUUUGUCUCGUGUCCCUCUGACAGAGGAACUUGUGCCAAUUCCAAAUCAACUUUUUUGGAAGAACAGCGACAGCCUGUGUUGGCUGGACUCGCUCCUUGUCGCUUUGGUGAACUGUAAGAGCUUAAAAAACUGUAAACCGCUGGAUGAACCUCGGCAGUCGGCAGUGUGGCGGCUGAUGAAAGCAUACGAAGACAUCUGUGUCGCCGUUCAAGCCCAUCAGACUGAAAGCGAUGGGGUCAGGCGGGUGCCGAGUCGCUUUCUGCAAAAAGCCAACAACGAUCUUCAGAGUCUCAGGAUGUCGGUCUUUAAAGCGCUGGAGCCCAAACUGCGCUGCAAACUGGGUCAGAGGGAAACUCCGGUGUUCGCCAUGCCGCUGCUGCUCUCCAUGGACUCCUGGGCGGAGUGUCUCUUCCAGGCAGCCUUCUGCUGGGAGUUCAAGUGUGGUUCGUGCCGAGCUGCUAGCAAGGAGCGGCUCAGUAAAACGAUCUCCACCUGCACAAACCUCAUGCCUGACUGGCGCCCGCUCCACGCCGUCCACACGGCGCCGUGCAGCGUGUGCCGCAGCAGGAAUCAGAAGAGGACGAUGAAGCUGGUUCGGCUGCCUCCCGUCUUUGCGCUGCACUUCGUCGAGGGUCUUCCUCGCGACGACGUCGGCGCCUACAGCUUCGACUUCCAGGGAAAACACUACUCGGUCACCACCAUCAUCCAGUACGACCAACGCCUGAAGCACUUCGUCACCUGGAUCCGGCGCUCCGACGGUUCCUGGCUGGAAUAUGACGACUUGAAACACCCGGUCUGUCAGACCCAUGAGAAGCUGCCGGUCCCGGCCGAGCAGCUGCAUGUGCUCUUCUGGGAGGCGGAGGAGAGCAACGACUCGGGCGCUUGUUCUCCCUCCAGCACGUCCGUUGAAGCUCCGCCCUCUGAAAGCCAGGGGGCCGCCAUGUUGAAUGGCGGGAACUCGAGGGCAGAAGAUCCAGAUCGGUCUUUUUCCGCGACUCACAAUGACACGGACAUCGUGCGCGCGCUCUCGACAUCCGACGCAGAGGGGGACACGUCGCUCGGCGCCAGCACGCUGCUCGACGCCUUCGAGGGUCUUUCCCACACGGACAUCAUCACGCUCACCUUGGUGGACUUAAAUGCUGAAUCGGACACAAAGUCGCAUGGCAGCCAGCAGUCUCCAGAAGCGAGCGUGUCGAGCCAGAGCGAAGCCGUGACGACCACCGCAGACGCCUCCUCCACCGCAGUCGACGGUGGGAAGGGUCACAGCUCCGAUCUUGAGGGUCACACCAGCCGCAGCUCGUCUGAGACCGAGUCGCGGGACAGCUUGUCCAGCGAUCCCACGUACACGCCGAGCGCCAGAGCGGGCCGGGCGGGAGUCGUCACCCGCAGCAGACAAAAGGCUGCCCAGGCCGAAAAGGCUCCGGCAGCCGCUCCGUCUUCACGAGCUUCAAGCAAGACGAGCGUUCAGGCUCCAGAUCCAGACCCAGCUCCCCAAAACGGCGCGCCAUGUGCUGAACUCCCGCAGCAGGCGUCCCCCGUCUCCCCCGUCACCCCUGUCGCCGUCUGUCCUCCAUCCACCACUCAGGAUCCGGUGCAGCCGACGCUGGAAUCCAACACCCGACUCUCCUACCUGCUCAGCAAACGUCCACGAAGCCAGGUUCAGAAGUCCACGGCGCAGCCCGCCAGAUCCAGCGCACAGCGAAGGCCGGUGCCCCCCUUCCACUCCACCCCCAGCACCGUGAAGAGACCGCAGCCUCCUGCUCUGACCCAGCUCAGUACGGAGGACGCUGCGGGUCUCCCGCCCAAAGCCGCAGAGAUGUACGGGGCAUUCGGUGCUAAGAGAUCAAACGGCCUGGCUGCAUCCUCGCCGCCGCCUCCCGUCACCUCAAACCACCUGAACACUGCGGGGAGGCCGACAGUCUCUCGUUUUACUCACGAAGCGGCUUUAAAGAAACAGUCCUCGGAUCUUCCUCCGGGCCCCAGCAGCACGGACGCCCUCAGACUCAAGCUGCUCAAGAAGCUGAAAGCGAAGAAGAAGAAGCUGGCCAGGCUGAACAAGCUGCUGGGCAUGCAGGGGGACGGCAGCCUGCAGCCGGACAGCACCGACCUGGGCUCGCCCAGCACCGUCACCUCCAGCACCUACGACGACUUCCUCUCCGACCUGCUCUCACCCGCAACCACAGCCAGCAACCUCUCCCCAGACAGCACCGAGUUCCUGGAAAUGCUCGCCAAUGGGAAAGACGGCACCGACCAGACAGACUACGCCGCCCCAGUCCCGCCAGCAAACGGCGGAGAGAACACAUCCAACCCAGACAACUUCCUGGAGGAGUUUUUAUCCAAGGCUGCAGCGCAGACUCCGACCGCCAUGGAGGCCGAGGCUCUUGGGGCACUUGAUCUUUUUGUUUAAACUGUAGAAGUGGAUUUGUUUUCACUGACGUAGAAGGUUUUGCAUCAUGCUCAACUUGAUAAAAACCUUAAAACUGCACUUUUUAUCGUUUGUACCUACUGUAUGAACUGGGUUGAUUAGACAAGCUGUGUUUACAGUCCAAACUGUCUGGUGGCUUUUUUGAUGUAUGACUUGAAACCCCUUGAAACCCCCUUGUUAUUUUUAUGAUCUUUAAAUAAAUAAUUUAGAUGAUUUGUGCAUUUGUUGGUUGGUAUUUAAAUUACGAAAAUAAAUGUCCCAAAACCUCGCUGACUGGGUGCAGGUUUCUUGACAUCUGCUUAGAGGAAUAAAAAUGUGAUUGAAGUCACCGUCA